AUGCCGCCGCCGGGCGCCGGCCUCUACGUCGACUCAGGCAGCGAUAGCCAGGGCCUCGGGCUCUCCGGCGCCGCCGCCCACAUGCAUAGCUUCGCAGAUCAAGGCCAGUCCUCUUCAGCAGCAGAAGCCUCGCUGUUUGACCACGUCAUGGCAUCGUACUCGGGCUCCUCCAGCAUGUUCCGUUCUCAGGCGCCGUCAGACUUCUCCUUGUCUUUCUUCCUCGGCGGCGGCGCUCCUGCUACCCAAUACUUCUCUGAGGACGGCGGUGAUCACGCCGAAGGAAACCAGGGCCCUCUGCUCCACGGCAAGGAGCCCUUCCAUGGCCAUGACCUGAUGCAACUCCCCGAGCCUCAGCAGCACUACCACCAGCCAGGCAGCAGCAACGCCAACAUCAACCUCCCUGGCUUCUUCUCUGGCACCAGCGGUGGCUGGUCCGGCAGCAACCAGCAGGACGCGCGCCUUGUCAUCCAAGAUCAAUUCAACGGCGGCGCUGGCGGCAGCAACACCGAGCAUGGUAACGUGAUGGCGUCCAUUGGAAGCCACUUCGGCGGCGGCUUCCCUGCCCCAUACAACUCAUCUCCAUCUCCAUUGGCCUGGCUCUCGGCGACGGCGCUCCUGCUGAAGGCGGCUCAGAUGGGCUCAACGUCGAGCACCACCCCCCGCAGCGGCCCCAGCGCGCUGCUCCGUGCAGCCGGCUUCACAGGCACCGUCAGCGGCCAGGAGACUAGCAGGGCAGCAGCAGAAGAGAUGUCUCACGAGGCACACUUCCAUGAUCUCAUCAUGAACUCUCUACCGUCAACGGGAGGCUCCGGCACCGGCGGCUUCUCCGGCACUGCAGGGUUGGCGGGCGUGGACGACGGCAGUCGUCUGAGCACAAGAGACUUCCUCGGCGUCGGCAGGGACGAGGCGAUGGCGCCAACGGCCGGCCUCCACAACAUGGGCGCCCUGGAUCUGACCCAGAUGAAAUGGUACAUGUGA
This is a messenger RNA of Miscanthus lutarioriparius, 978 nucleotides long. Lineage: Eukaryota; Viridiplantae; Streptophyta; Magnoliopsida; Poales; Poaceae. The record is from the annotation of a GenBank genome assembly.